AUGUCAGUCACGCUACAUACAAGCCUCGGGGACCUCAAGAUCGAGGUGUUUUGCGAGACGGUGCCCAGGGCAGCAGAGAACUUCCUCGGACACUGCGCAGCGGGGACAUACGACGAUGUCAAGUGGCACAGGAACAUCAAGGCCUUCAUGAUCCAGACGGGCGAUCCGACCGGUACAGGCAAAGGCGGCCAGUCGAUAUGGGGCAAGCCGUUCGCCGACGAGAUCCGGGCGACACUCAAGUUCAAUGCCCGGGGCAUCGUGGCGCUGGCCAAUUCGGGUCCCAACACCAACAAGUCGCAGUUCUUCAUCACGUACGCCAAGCAGCCGCACCUCGACGGCAAGUACACCAUUCUCGGCAAGGUCAUCGAUGGCGCCGAGGAUGGCGGCACGCUCGACGCCAUGGAAAAGGUGCCCGUCGACGAAAAGAACCGUCCCAUCCACGAGAUCCGUAUGAAGGGCGUCACAAUACAUGCCAACCCGGUUGCCGCCAAGGCCAGCGGGCGGUAG
This is a messenger RNA of Pseudozyma flocculosa PF-1, 507 nucleotides long. RefSeq lists its product as uncharacterized. Gene Ontology annotation, cellular component: catalytic step 2 spliceosome. The transcript has 5 exons. The coding region runs from base 1 to 507 and encodes 168 amino acids. Gene Ontology annotation, biological process: protein peptidyl-prolyl isomerization. Gene Ontology annotation, molecular function: peptidyl-prolyl cis-trans isomerase activity. The record is from RefSeq and is a predicted model, not a curated record. NCBI's taxonomy places the organism in Eukaryota, Fungi, Basidiomycota, Ustilaginomycetes, Ustilaginales, Ustilaginaceae.